CGGUGCGUAGAGGAGCCGGUUCCAAAUAGUCCCCCCGCCGCCGCCGCCGCCCACAUUCAAGAACCCCAGUCUCCGGCCAUGUCCCCGAAGCGCUCCGCGAAGAUGGCGGCACCUCCGACCCCGCAUCCGCCUCCGCCUCCGCCUGCCUCAUCCGAGGAGACUGGCUCCCGCUCGAGCUCUGAAGAGUCGGAGGACGCCAUCGCCGACUCCCCACCUUCCGCCAACACGCGUGCGCCCCCGCAGAAGGGCGAGGAGGACGACGAGUCUGAGCAGGAUGAGUCCGACGACGAGGAGGAGGAGCCCGUCCACGCCGCCCUGACCCCCAAGUACCAGCCUCCGCCGCAGCAACAGAGAGAGGGCUCGGAAUCUUCGGACGACGAGGAGGAAGAAGAGGAAGAGGAGCCCGCCCUGGCCGCCCCUCCCUACUCUCCCAAGAAACGGCCUACACCGCAGCAGAUCGAAGAGGAGGAUGAGUCCGAGGAGGAGGAGGAGGAGGAGGAGCCCGCCCACGCUGCCCCAACCGCUGCCCCCACCACCAAGUACCAGCCUCCGCCGCAGCAACAGAAAGAGGGCUCGGAAUCUUCCGACGACGAGGAGGAGGAAGAAGAGGAAGAGGAGCCUACUCAGUCAGCCCCUCCCUCUGCUCCCACGAAACGGCCUCCACCGCAGCAGAUCGAUGAGGAAGAAGAGGAGGGUGAGUCCGAGGAGGAGAAGCCGCCGAAGCUGGCUCCAAAGCAGCUGCCAGAGGGCGUGAAAACCACGGCCGUGGCCGAGACCAAGAAGCCAGCUGCGUUCAGCCGCAUCUGGUCCACCGACGAUGAGGUACGUAUCCUUGAGGCCCUUGCCGUUCACCAAAAGCAGCACGGCACGCUGCCGCAGUCGGAUGCUCUCCUGGACGCCCUUGCAGGCAAGCUCGACAACCGUGCCUACGGCCGCAAGGAGCUCAAGGUCAAGGUCGGAACCCUGAAGCGUCGGUACCAUGCUCUCAGCAAGAGGGGCGAGCUGCUGAGCAAGGAACACGACCGCCAGGUGUUGGACCUUUCCAAGACCGUCUGGGGCGGUGACAAGAGCACCGCCGCAGCUGCCUCCGUAAAGACAACGGCGAGUGGCCACAAGCGCAAGAGCUUCGAGGAGAUGUGCGAGCUGUACCCGUACUUAGCGGAGGACGUGAAGGAGCUGAUGGUGGAGAACCCGGGCAUGUUCAAGAGUGACUUCGGGAAGAUGGAUCAUGAAAAGGCACGCGUGAUGAAUGAGAAGAUCAAGAGGCAGAGGGUGGCACAAAUGAAGCUGGGGCUGCGCCGCCACGACCUGAUCAGGGAGGUGACCAAGACAAUCAUCGACCUGGUCGACUGAUGGGAGCUGCGUAUCAGGGACAGGGUGUUCUUUGUUGGUGUAAACGGAUGUUUUUCUGCAUGACGAGAUCAUAUAUGCUGGGAAUUGAAUGUUGUGCCAACUCUGGCGAUUUAAGGUUUUUUUGUGUGCUAGUAUGGGUAGAACUUGUGUCUUUUUUGAGUGGCAAGCUGAAUUAUGAAUUGGGAUGCUUUUUGCACGACAAGAGCAUAUGCUGGAAUUGUAAGUUUUGCAAUAGUGUUUUCUUGUGUGUGAUGGGUGCAUGCUAGAAUUGGCAAACUGUGGCGUGUUGACUGAACAUGCAUGAUUAGAGGAGCAUGAUCGCUGAUUAUGAAAUGCUCGCUCAAUGAGUUGGUUCAGUGAUGCUAUUUUGUUCUUCAGUUUUGACAGCUCGUU
Molecule: messenger RNA, 1746 nt
Organism: Triticum urartu
Lineage: Eukaryota; Viridiplantae; Streptophyta; Magnoliopsida; Poales; Poaceae
Biological process (GO): regulation of DNA-templated transcription
Cellular component (GO): nucleus
Source: RefSeq, a predicted model, not a curated record